AGCCUACUUAACCAAAGUGUCUCAGCAGUUCGUAGUUAGCUUAGCAGCACGGUGUUUACUGUCGCCUACAGCUACAAACUUAGCUAACUCAGAUAUAAAGUUAGACCCGACCAAUGUUCAGACAAAGCCAUUUUCAUCCAGACUGUCUAGUUUAUCCUGGCAUCUCUAUGGGGAGGAGUUACACGCGAUGGCUGACCUAAUGGAAAAUGACGGCAUAGAGGAUGAGGCUUUCCCUCCAUUCCCACCACCUCACUCCCCAGGCCAAGGAGGACCAGAGGGGAGAGAUUCUUUGGCAAACGGGGAGGAAGAGGGCGAGCUGUCCAAGCUGGCUGAGGUUCCUGUUGCUAAAAGAAAAGGAGUGAGGAGGCCCCAACCCAAGCUGGACUCUCAGCGGCUAAUCUCAGAACGAGGACUUCCAGCUCUGCGAACUCUGUUUGACAAUGUCCACUUCAGAGGCAAAGGACACGAGGCCGAGAACCUGCGGCUGUUGAUGCAGAAGAUGGAGAACUGGGCCCACAGGCUGUACCCCAAACUGCAGUUUGAAGACUUUAUUGACAAGGUAGAGAAGCUUGGCAACAAGAAGGAGGUGCAGACUUGUCUCAAACGGAUACGACUGGACAUGCCACUGACACAUGAGGAUUUUAUGGAUAAAGAUGGUGACGAAGAGGCAGCACUUGAAAUGCAAGUAUUUGGGGAUCCUGAUCCAUUUAGUGGAACAAGCUUCCCUAGUGACCUAGAUGGGCUGGUCCACUCCACCCCAGCCCCAGCUGCCCCCUCCCUGACUGAGGAGCAGUGCAGAAGAAUGGAGCUGAACAGACAGCGGGCCCUCGAGAGGAGGCUCGCACGGCAGCAGCAAACGGGUCCUUCAGACUCCCAGACUGUUGAUGCACCCACAUCUGUUUCCUCCACAAACACCCUCAACGGUUCUAACACUCAAGAUGAGAAUGUGGAGGGCUUAGACAAGGAGCCAGGUGGCAGCAGCACACAACAACUGCACAACAACCUUGCACAGAAAGACUCUGAGCCUUCAGCUGAAUCCAGUCUUUGUGAGGAAGAGAACGAGUACAACCCGAGCCCUGACCAUCAACCUAGCAGCAGGUGUGAGGGUGGGGAUUAAUACUCAAUGCUGCACACACUCUUUGUGGUUAGGAGUGUCACAAGCUUCAUUUGUAUGAACUUUUUUUUUUCCUCUGUAGCCUGUAAGCAGCUGAUCCAAUAUGUACAAAUGUAGAAUUCCUGUUCAUGUUUUAUUUGCUGCUGGAUAUGGGUAAAUGUACACCUCUGUUCAUGGUGUUUUACAUCCAAACUAGAUUGAUUCCACAUUUUCUGUUGUGGGAUUUUGGCAUGCACAUAUAUGGGUACAGACCUAGGUUAUCAUGGAAUCGAAUAGGGCUGCGCCUAGCCGUUAUUCUGAAGGAUUAUUUAGAUAUCACUCAAUUUUUUUUAAACUUCAGGAAACAGUAAAAAAAAAAAAGAGGUCCAUCAGAGUUUCCUAAAACCCAAACUGAAGUCUAUAAGGUAUUGUUUUUUCCAACCACCAUUAAAAGAUGUUCAGUUUGCUGUCAGGGUAAAAAAAACAGCAAGUACUCUCAUUUAACUGGAAUCCACUGGAGCAUAAACUGAAGAAAUCUGUGGGCAUUUACUGAUAAAGCAGGGAAUAAUCAGUGUCUUUCUCCAGCUGUUCCUAAAAUGCAAAACAUUAACAAUACACUCUUCCUUCCAAAUUAAAUCUGUAUGGCAUAAUGCCUCCUGUACAAUCUCACAGACUUCACAUAAACACACUGGAAGAUGAACAGUUUUCUUAAGUCAAUGUUUAUAAGUCUGUACAGUUUUAACACAAAAUACCUGCGUGUCCAUCAUGCAGGUUACACUCGAGGAGCACACAUCCCAAAAGAUUUUACAGUAGCACUUUCUUACCAAGAGGCAUGGUGGACUACAAUAAUACUUGCAUCACACGUGAUAAAGGCAAACACUAAAAACUUUUUAAAAACCAGAUUUCAUUAAAAAAAAUUGGUGCACUGGAUAUUUUAAGCCUUGAUUAUUAUAACCAGUGUCAGCUUCAAAUCCACCACGGGUUGGGUUACACACUUAAAUACAGUAAAGUACAUUGUUUUCAAAAGUUCAGAAACAUUUAUAAAUGGAUUUGGCGUUUCAGUAACUCUUCAAAUUAAACAUUAGGUUAUAUUAAAAAUCAAUCCCAAUUCAUGUGUUAGUGCAUGUGUAUCAGUAUAGCAUCUCAGGAGUGACAUACACGUUUAAUGUUGCAGUGGGUACACUGUUUUCACUGAGAGUAACUUCACAUCUUUUGGAGACUAUCACCUCAGCAUUCCAUGAACAAUUCUAUAUGUACUGUGACUUUGCCCUAAAAUUAAUUAAAAUUCAUGUUUUAUUA
Messenger RNA from Monopterus albus (swamp eel), 2392 nucleotides. RefSeq names its product timeless interacting protein (gene tipin). Gene Ontology annotation, biological process: replication fork arrest; DNA replication checkpoint signaling; DNA damage response. The transcript has 8 exons. The record is from RefSeq and is a predicted model, not a curated record. Gene Ontology annotation, molecular function: DNA binding. Gene Ontology annotation, cellular component: nucleus; replication fork protection complex. NCBI's taxonomy places the organism in Eukaryota, Metazoa, Chordata, Actinopteri, Synbranchiformes, Synbranchidae. Bases 188 to 1117 code for a protein of 309 amino acids.